AUGCAACAAACAUCAAACAAUUGUAUUUCACUUAAAGAAGGAGCCAAACAAAAACGUAGUAGUGUUCUUUUAACCAAAGAUACCAAAAUGCCAGAACUUCAAAAAAUAAAUCAAAAGAAUAUACCAAUAUUAUAUGUCCAAACUAAAACAACAAUAUUACAACCAAUUACAAUUUUAUAUAAUCAUGAUUCAAAUGAAACACUUGCAAGUAUUAAAAAUUGGUUAUCAGUAUUAGCAGAAAUAUUUAAAGCAAAUAUUGUAGCAUGGGAAUAUCCAGGAUAUACUAAAGGUUCUCAUUAUUCAGACGAAAAAACAGCAAAUCAUAUUGAGUAUGUUUGGAAAUUUAUUACUAAACAAUUACAUCAAUCUCCUAGUCGUAUUGUUCUUUAUGGAAAAGGAGCAGGAUGUGGACCAACACUUUAUCUUGCACAUAAAAUUCAAAAAUCAAUAAAACCUGAAAAAGAGAGAGGAAUAGUAAGAUUAGCAGGUAUUAUAUUAAUUAACGCCCAAGUAGAAAAAAAUUCAUUAUGCUUUUCUUGUGUUACUCUUCAACAAGUUAAAAAAAUUACCGCUCCAAUUAUUUUUAUUUCUUCAACAGCUUGUAAUAAUAGAGAAGAAUUAUUAAAACUAACUUCUUCUUUUCAAUUUACUAGAGGAAUUCAUUUUUUAAAAUCAGAUAGUUUAGAUUUUGAAGAUGAAAAAUUAGACGAAAUGUGUUAUCGAUUAAAUAAAUUUAUUAUCACUUUAUUUCCUGAAUAUAAAGACGUAUUUAAUGGAAAUGAAUUACAAAAAAGAAAACCAGCUGAAUUAUUUGUUGAUCCUAUUGAAACAGUUAGAAACUUUUUAAAACGAAUUGGAUUAGAACAAUUAACUGAACAAUUCAUUGGAUUUGGAUAUUUAAGUGUUGAAAAUAUAUUAUCAAUGGACCAAAUAGAUAUUGAUUCAUUUGGAUUUUCUCCAGAAAUAAGUAAAAAAUUAGCAGAAGAAAUUAAGAAAGAAAGGUUAAAUCAAUCAUCUAAUCAGUCAGAAUGCACUAUUCCUUUAACUUCAAAAUCAGCUGAAAUACCUGAUUUAAAGAAAAGUAAUGAGUCUAAGACAUAUCUGGAAGAAGGUAUUGACAAAAAUGACCUUCCAGAGAUUCCAAUUGAAGUAGUUCAAAUUGAAACAGAUUUAUUUGAAAAUAACCUUUCUUUUGAUAAAGAAGAAAAAAGUAAAGAAAAAGAGCCAAAAUGUAAUAAAAGUGAAAGAAUGAAAUUAAAAGAAAAAUAUCGACAAUCAUUACCAGAAGUUCCAGAUUAUAUUAGUAAUAUCAUAUCAUUAUCUCAAUCAUCAGAACCUUUUCAACAAAUUCAUCAAAAAAAAUUAGAACAAGUACCAAAAGUUCCAAUUAUCGAAAUUAAUUCUUCUAUUAAAGAAUUGUCUUCAAGGAGAUUUUCUAGUAGAAAAGCAAUUAGGUUAGAUCAAAAAACUAUUAAAAAAUUAAAUGAAAUAAGUACUUUACAAAUUCAAUUAUCUAUUAGUCAAGGAUCUGACCAACUCCCUGAUGAUAUAUCAUCUUCAUUUGAUAAACAAACAGAAAUAAGAAGGUCAUUUAGUUCUUCAAAUCCAAAUAAAAAUAUAAUGAAAUUGCCACAAUUUAUUAUCAGUGAUGAAGAAGCACCAACAAAACAAAGAAGUUUUUCAGUAGAUAUUAAACAAAAACAAACAAAAUAA
Entamoeba nuttalli P19 is the source of this 1713-nucleotide messenger RNA. RefSeq lists its product as hypothetical. The record is from RefSeq and is a predicted model, not a curated record. Lineage: Eukaryota; Evosea; Mastigamoebida; Endamoebidae. The coding region runs from base 1 to 1713 and encodes 570 amino acids. The transcript is spliced from 3 exons. Gene Ontology annotation, molecular function: protein binding.